Messenger RNA from Baudoinia panamericana UAMH 10762, 1026 nucleotides. RefSeq lists its product as uncharacterized. NCBI's taxonomy places the organism in Eukaryota, Fungi, Ascomycota, Dothideomycetes, Mycosphaerellales, Teratosphaeriaceae. Bases 1 to 1026 code for a protein of 341 amino acids. The record is from RefSeq and is a predicted model, not a curated record. The transcript has a single exon.
AUGUCUCACGGUCUUGAUCUGCAACCUGCCUCAAUGAAUGACUUGGGAAGCCAGCCACAAGUCACUCAUGGCUCAUACCAAAACUACGACGCACAAUCAAUGCAUAUGGACUGCCUCAUGGUUACUACGCCCACUCCUGCGCAGUACAGUCUUGCCGCUACGAGCGCAUUUUAUCAACCUCAAAUCAUCGUCCCGUCGCAGCUGUCCCCGAUCGACGACUUCCCCAUGGCAGCUCAAUACUCGCGCUACAGCAGUCCGCAACACGGCAGCAAUAGUAUGUUGGGUAGUUUUGCGUCUUCCGAGACAAGCGUCUCAGGUUAUGACUGCACCACUCCGCCCGAUGUGUGCGAGGUUUAUGGCUAUAACGCAGACGACAAUUGGGUUCACGUUCAGGACGAUCCAGAUUGGGAACGAGUCCCUGGAGCGCCGGUUGCCUCGCCGUCGUCACCCAUACUGUCGCGCAAUUACGGCUAUCAUGACCCUGCCCAGAUACAUAACGCUCGCACCAAGCGCCGGACACCCAAACGUAGCAGAGGUCGGCAGACUACUUGCUGGGUGAGGGACGCAGGAACCAAUGCCGAGAUGGAGAUCAUUAGAGACAUCGAACCAGAGGCUGAUUACUAUGUCACGAUGGAAAGAGAUGGCCAGUGCAAGGUAAAGGUUCUGAGACAGACACCUUCCUCCAAGAAAAUGCACCAGUGCGCGAAGUGCGACGCCAAAUUCGAACGCAGCGAACAUCUUAAGCGGCAUGACUCCAAACACAACAUCGACCGGCGCUUUCACUGCUUCCUGCCCAACUGUAGGCAUCAAAAAGGCAUCAGUCGGAGUGACAACGCAAGCGACCACUUCAAGACGCACCUCAAAGACACACCCAAGGGUCGGCGUAACGGCGAUGCGGACUGGCCUACUGUCAAGGCCAUGAUCGAAAAGCACUAUGAGCCCGAGAGGGCGAGAAAGCUGAUUGUCAAUCUCGAAAACUGGAUUACAAAGAAACCUGAAGGCGCGAAGCAUCGUCCACAUCUUUAA